AUGGUGUUUAUGAGUGAAGUUCUCAAUUAUAUUAGCUUUAAAACAAGGAUAAACCCAUCCAAACUUUCUCAUUUCACCCCAAACAACUUAACACCUGAAAUGAGACUGACUUUGGCUAAACAUAGAAUUUGGGAACAUAUUAUAGGAGGAAAUGUAAGAACUGGGCUUAGAUGGCUUAGAGGUCUCCCUAAAGGACAAAGCAAACUUGACUAUUUUAAAGGCGCCUUUGACUAUGAGAUGUUCCCUGUUGAACUUUCUGACCAAAUCCCUCCAAUUGCUGCAAAACAGAUGGUGGCUGAGAAAAAAGCUUUGAGAGGCAGACAAUUAUGUUUCCUUCCUAAGAAGAGUGUGCAUUCAGUUCCAAAAUAUGAAAGAAAGAGAUACCUAUGGAGAGAAGAAAGACGUAAGCAAAGAGAAGCUCAGUUUGGGAACAAAGCAACCACUCUUGAAGCCAUGCGAAACAAAGAUUACUAA
Blepharisma stoltei is the source of this 474-nucleotide messenger RNA. Lineage: Eukaryota; Ciliophora; Heterotrichea; Heterotrichida; Blepharismidae. The record is from the annotation of a GenBank genome assembly.